Molecule: messenger RNA, 3847 nt
Organism: Parasteatoda tepidariorum (common house spider)
Lineage: Eukaryota; Metazoa; Arthropoda; Arachnida; Araneae; Theridiidae
Product: structural maintenance of chromosomes protein 5
Biological process (GO): double-strand break repair via homologous recombination
Cellular component (GO): nucleus; Smc5-Smc6 complex
Molecular function (GO): single-stranded DNA binding
Source: RefSeq, a predicted model, not a curated record
UUAUUAUCAAAAAUAGUAUGGCAAUGUCUUUUAUUUAUUUGUAAACAUUACUAGCAUGCUCGUUGCUAGUAUGCUCAUCUGCUGUAAGAGAGAUACCAGUAUGUUAUAGGAAAACCGAAUAAAAUUUUAAUAUUUACCUACACUUUCAUAUUAAGAUAAUAACUUUUUCUAGGAAAUUAUUUCUUUAUUCGUAAGAUCGCUUCUUACGUUUCGUCAGAUUGCCUGCUUUUGAAAAUGACUGGCUAUCUCGGUGGUCAUAUUCUAAGAAUUAAAUUGAAAAAUUUUAUGACUUAUGAUGAAUUAGAGAUAUAUCCACAGCAUGGACUUAAUCUGAUUGUAGGCUUAAAUGGAAGUGGAAAAUCAUCUAUAAUGUGUGCAAUAUGUUUAGGCCUUGCUGGAAACACACAUUUAACGGGACGAACUGGCCAGUUAUCAGAUUUUGUGAAGUAUGGAUGUGAGCAAGCAGUUAUAGAGAUUGAGCUGGAAAAUCCUUCAAAAAGUAAUGCUGUUGUAACUAGAAUCAUCGAGAGAGAUUCUUCAACUUGGCUGUUAGACAAAAAACUUGUUUCUUUUGACGAGAUUCAAGAGAUAGUGAGAAACUUCAACAUUGAUGUCAGUAACCUGUGUCAGUUUUUACCUCAGGAAAAAGUAAAAGAAUUUGCCAUGAUGGACAAGAAAGCAAGAUUAAAAAACAUGCUUCAAUGUAUAGGUGAUCCAUAUUUGUUUACUACAUACCAAGAGUUAAAGCAAUUGAAAAUGAAGUCAUCAAAACUUGAUGAGGAAAUAGGGUUAUGUCAGAGACAUAUAAAAGAAGAAAACGACAAGAUUGAGCGACUUAAAAUUGAAGCAGAUAAACAUGAACUACAACUUAGAUCGAUUGAACAUUUAAAAUCUUUUGAACAGUUAAAACUGUAUUUGGAUUAUGGUAAAACUCGGGAACAUUUUGAUGAAAUAAAACUUAAAAAGAAAUCUUUGAGAAAAAUAAGUGAAAAGUUGAAUGAAGAAAUUCCUCUUAUGAAGGAUAAAAUUAACGUGAAAAGGCUACAAUUACGAGACACUUUGGAGCAGUUAAGGGAGAAGAAUAGAAAACUUGUCAAUAUUCAAAAGGAUGUUUUAGAAAAACAACAAGAAAUGGCAGAGCUUCAAGAUAUGGUCAGCAAUGCAAAAGUGCUGUAUGGUAGUAAAAUUGUUGAAAAAAGGAAUCAGUUAACAAAAUUAACUCAGCUCUGUCAAGAAAAGGAAGAAUUAAAUUCAUUCUAUGAUAGCAGCAAAGUGGAGGGACCACACCUUGAAGAUCAAAAUAAAGACUUAUCAAAGCGUUUGGAGGAAAUUAAAAAUGAAAUAUCAUCACUUACAUCAGAUAGAGGUUACAUCGUUUUAAAGCUAAAGCAGUUAGAAGAAUCUAAUAAAAAGAAAGUUGCAGAAAUUGAACUGGCGGAAAAAGAAGAGACAAAGAAAAUGGAUUUUUUAAAAGAAAAUUUUGAAAAUGUAUACAAAGCUGUUUCAUGGUUGAAAGAUAACAAAUCCAAAUUUAAUGGAACAGUUUAUGGACCAAUGUUACUUGUGUUAAGACUAGAAAAGAAUCAUUAUUGUAAAUUAAUAGAAAAUUGUAUUAAUGAGGAGGAUUUAAUCGCCUUUUUUUGUGAAGAUAAAGAAGAUUUCAAAUUGUUAAUACGAACUCUCAAAGUUAAUAUUGUCUUGACUCCAGAAAAAUCUAUAGAGGAAUAUGAAUCUCCCACUCUUUCUGAUGAGUUCAGGGAAAUGGGGGUUGAAGGAUUCGUGAAAGACUACAUAAAAGUGCCUGAUCCUAUCAUGUGUUUCUUGUGCGAGUGUUAUAAACUACACUUGAUGCCUGUAUGUAGUUCCUAUACAGAUGAUAAUGUAGAGUUGUUACUUCAGAAUUUCCAUUCUGUUGUCACACCAGACAUGAAGUUUGUCAGGAAACAAUCAAAAUAUGGGGAUCAAAAUAUGAACACUAUUAUAGAUUCUAUUCGGGAGAGUGACAUUUUAAGAAGCUCUGGAAAUUAUUCUGUCAAUUUAGAAUCACUCAUAGAAGAUAAUCAAGAGAAUCAGGAAAUGACUGAUGUAUUUCUGCCUAAGCUUAAAGAGUUGGAGGCAAAAAUAGAAGAACAGGAAAGAGAAGAAAACAUGCUAAGAGAAAUGAAAAAAAAUAUCCAAACUAAAUUAAAGGAGUUUAGUACGUAUGAGAGACGACUCAAUCAAAAGAUAAUUUCAUAUGAAAAUAAGAAAAAAGAGCUUAUAGAUGAAGUAUCAGAAAAGAAUAUUGUUAUUAAAAAAGUUCAAGAAAUGUGUAACUCUGUGCUUCAAAAUGAACAAAUCAUUCAUCAUAUUACAGCUUCUCUUAUGGACUUUUCUGCUACAAUGGAGCAAAAGUUGAAAUGUUACCUAAAAGCACGAUUGACUGAGAAAAAGCUUGUAGUUAUGCAAAAGUUGUUGGAAGAGAAAGAAAAAGAACAAAAAGAAGUUGAGAAAGAUCUAGAGGAAGUGAAAGAAAAUUCUAAUCAGAUGAUGCAAAAAGGUUAUUAUUUGAUGGUUGAGCUCAUUAAGCUAGUGCCAAAAGAAAAUUCAACUGAGGAUCCUGAUUUUGAUGUGAAUUCAAAUGCAAGUAUACGUCAAAAAUUUGAACAGAUUAUUCCUGCUUUAAAGGAAAUGUUCAAACCCUAUUUGAUAAACAAUGUAUUAGAUCUCCAAAGAGAAAUUUAUAAAAUACAGACACAAUUGGACAAUUCUGAAGAUACUACUGCAGCUUUUAACGAAUUUAAUGAAAGAACACAGCAAGUGUUAGGAAUUGAAAAAAAAGUUGAAGCAUUUCAAAUGCAAGUAAAAGAAAUAGAAAAAGACAUGGCCAGAAAGAAAGAAAAUUGGUUACCUGAUUUACAAAAACACAUUACUAAUGUGAAUAACAAAUUCAGUAGAUACUAUGCAGAACUUGGCUGCGCUGGAGAAGUUUGUCUCGACACUUGUAAUAAUUCGGAUGACUUUCUAAAUUAUGGACUUCAAAUAAAUGUGAAGUAUAGAGACAGCGAACCUUUUGCAGAAUUGUCUAAAGCGCAUCACAGCGGUGGAGAGUGUAGUGUGGCUGCAAUAAUAUUUAUUCUUUCCCUUCAAGAUCUCAUGCAAAUUCCCUUUAGAUGUAUUGAUGAAAUUAAUCAGGGCAUGGAUGAUGUUAAUGAACGAAUAAUUUAUGAUUUGAUAGCUCUGAAUAUUAAAAAUGAAUUUUGUCCACAAUAUUUCCUUUUAACUCCAAAGUUAUUGCAGGAUUUGGAAAUAAUGGAAUAUAAAGACAUAAAGGUACAUAUCAUAUUCAACUCAAGCUUUUUAGAAAUGGACCUAGAUGUUAGGAAACACAUUGAUCGACUGAAGUAUCUAUCUGACAAUGAAUCCAAUGACUAUAUGUCAUCUGAAAACUAAAGCCAGUAUCUGAUUACCAAUCUGACUUCUGAAACUUUUAUCUUUUUUAAUUUGUUUUAGUCAUAUUUUAAAUUGAACACUUAAUGCUUUCCCCACUGAAUGAAUUUCCCCUUUGUUUAAGCUAGCCAUCGUGCAGUUUUUAACAGCUAAAUAUUGCAAAACGGGGUGGUCUUUUCAAUCUGCUAGGCAUUGAUAGUUUACAAAACAGAGAUCUCCCCAAUCAGCUGGCAAAAUAGAAUAAGGGAUGAUUGGCUUAUUGAUAAAUUAAUUGCAUUUUACUAAGGAUGAAUUGUGAUGUAACAAUGAAAAUUAAUGUAUAUUAACUAAUACAAAAUAUUGUUAUAGAAUAUAUUUUAUUAAUUGUUGCUUAUGUUAGUAAAUAUAUUUUAUUAAUUUUUAAAUAUUUUAUUCAAUA